AGCGUCCCCGAAAAUCCGUGCUACAGGGCACAGUCACGACGUAGUCACGGAGUUUCCCAGAGUGGUGCGGGUCUGUCGGAGGUAAACACAGAGUCACUUCAUGGUACGCUGUACAAAGGACAUGGUGACUUUCCACAGGUUUGGAGGCGGAGCUGAGACAGAAGAGGCCACUCGAGCCCAGGCCACACUCACCAACUGACAGCUCCUUGCAUCUUAUACACUCAGAGCAGAAGCAGAGAAUGGUCAGCCUGCUGGUCCGCACCAGAGUCCCACACCCCAACACCUCUGCCUGGCAGAUGAAGCCCUGGCCUUCACAGCUGACUUCCUGAAGGCUGUCACAGACCGGAUGACGAGGUGACAACAGGCUUUCCAGAGUUCACGGCAGCUGUACCCACAGCUCCAUGGCCACUCACUUGUUCCUCCUGGGCCUUUUCCUGCUGCUGCCACCACCUGUCCCCGCUCCCUGCUACACUGCCCCUCGGUCGGAAUGCAAGGAGAAGCGCAAGUUCGUGCCAGGGGCAUGGUUGGCUGGGGAAGGUGUGGACGUGACCACCCUCCGCCGCUCCGGCUCCUUCCCAGUGAACACAAUGAAUUUCCUGAGGCCUGACCGCACUUGCACCCUCUGUAAAAAUGCCCUGCAAAAAGAUGCUAUACAACGCCUGCCUCUGGCCAUUGCCCACUGGCGGCCUCACAGCUCAAGCUGCCAGCGUAAAGUGGCCACAGCCAAAGUCAGCUCGACCGAGGGUGUGGCCCGGGAUGCAGCUGCUAACAUCAAUAAUGACUGGCGUGUGGGCCUGGAUGUGAACCCCAAGCCCGAGGCAAGCAUGCGCGUGUCCAUGGCUGGCUCCCACUCCCAGGUAGCCAACUUUGCAACCGAGAAGACCCAUCAGGACCAGUACAGCUUUAAUUCUGACGCAGUGGAGUGUCACCUGUACAGUUUUCGCCUGGUCCAAAAACCCCCACUGCACCCUGAUUUCAGAAGAGCACUUAGGAGGCUUCCCCCCAACUUCAACACCUCCACGAAGGAUGCUUAUGACAGGCUCAUCUCAUCCUAUGGCACCCACUUUAUUACGGCUAUGAACCUAGGUGGCCGUGUCUCGGUCCUCACAGCCCUGCGCACAUGUCAGCUGACCCUGGAAGGGCUCACCGCUGACGAGGUAGGAGACUGCCUGAACGUGGAGGCCCAGGUCAGCAUCGGUGCCCAGGCCAGUGCCUCCAGUGAGUACAAAGCCUGCGAGGAGAAGAAGAAACAGCACAAGAUGACCACCUCUUUCCACCAGGCCUACCGAGAGCGUCAAGUCGACGUGGUCGGCGGCCAACUCGAUUCCACGCAAGACCUGCUCUUCGGGAACCAGGCUACCCCCGAACAGUUCUCAACCUGGAUAACCUCGCUGGUCAGCAGCCCUGGACUGGUGGAUUACAGCCUGGAGUCCCUGCACGUGCUGGUGGAAGAUGUGGACCCGAGGCGGGAGGCACUGAGACAGGCUAUCAGCCAUUAUGUGGUAGGCAGGGCUCGUUGGCAGAACUGUAACCGACCCUGUAGGGUAGGCCAGCAUAGGAACACACGGGACUCAUGCCAAUGCGUAUGCCACAACUCGAAGACCACCAACCAGGACUGCUGUCCACGCCAGAGGGGCUUGGCCCACCUGCUGGUGACCAAUUUCCAGGCAAAGGGUCUGUGGGGAGACUAUGUUACAGCCUCUGAUGCCUAUGUGAAGGUCUUCUUUGGCGGCCAGGAGCUGAGGACCAGCACAGUGUGGAACAAUAACCACCCCAAGUGGACUGACAAGCUGGACUUUGGGGAUGUGCUCCUGGCCACAGGCGGACCCCUGAGGGUGCAGGUCUGGGAUGCUGACAAUGGCUGGGACGAUGACCUUCUUGGUUCUUGUGACAGGUCUCCCAAGGCUGGUAACCAUGUGACGACCUGUAACCUGAACCAUGGCAGUAUUACAUUCCACUAUAAAGUCGACUGUUUAAUCCACCUGACUGGACAGACCUGCCUGGAGUAUGCCCCCGUGAGCUACCUAGGAGAUCCUCCAGGAAACCGUAGUGGGGCUGUGUGGUAAUAAAUAAAUAAAUAAAUAAAUAAAUA
This is a messenger RNA of Alexandromys fortis (reed vole), 2092 nucleotides long. RefSeq names its product perforin 1 (gene Prf1). The coding region runs from base 402 to 2066 and encodes 554 amino acids. Gene Ontology annotation, molecular function: calcium ion binding; pore-forming activity; wide pore channel activity. Lineage: Eukaryota; Metazoa; Chordata; Mammalia; Rodentia; Cricetidae. Gene Ontology annotation, biological process: defense response to virus; T cell mediated cytotoxicity; immunological synapse formation. Gene Ontology annotation, cellular component: membrane. The record is from RefSeq and is a predicted model, not a curated record. The transcript has 4 exons.